AUGCCAGAUUUUGGGUGGUUACAACAGAGGUCCAACCUGCUGUUCUCCUUAAUGAAAGGAGGGGAAACUCAGACUAGCAAAACUGCUAUAAGGGAUAUCUCUGCUCCGAAUGUCACGCCGCCCAGAUGUCGCUCGGCAGUGUUACGAGAUGACUUCCGGCAAAACCCCACAGAUGUUGUAGUGGCAGCUGGAGAGCCUGCAAUCCUGGAGUGCCAACCUCCCCGGGGACACCCAGAACCCACCAUCUACUGGAAAAAAGACAAAGUUCGAAUCGAUGACAAGGAAGAAAGAAUAAGUAUCCGUGGUGGAAAACUGAUGAUCUCCAAUACCAGGAAAAGCGAUGCAGGGAUGUACACCUGUGUUGGCACCAAUAUGGUGGGAGAAAGGGACAGUGAUCCAGCAGAGCUGACUGUCUUCGAACGACCCACAUUUCUCAGGAGGCCAAUUAACCAGGUGGUGCUGGAGGAAGAAGCUGUAGAAUUUCGCUGUCAGGUCCAGGGAGAUCCUCAACCCACUGUGAGGUGGAAAAAGGAUGAUGCAGAUUUGCCAAGAGGAAG
Messenger RNA from Galeopterus variegatus (Sunda flying lemur), 557 nucleotides. RefSeq names its product roundabout homolog 2-like. The transcript is spliced from 4 exons. NCBI's taxonomy places the organism in Eukaryota, Metazoa, Chordata, Mammalia, Dermoptera, Cynocephalidae. The record is from RefSeq and is a predicted model, not a curated record. Gene Ontology annotation, cellular component: neuron projection. The annotation marks the transcript as partial.